CGCCGGGCAUGCUCACUGGCGCGGGCCGGGCCCGCAGCUCCGGCAGGAAGCGCCCGCGCUAGGCGGCCCCCGGCGUGCCAGCUGGAGUCGGGCGGAGCCGGCGCCCCAGCGCAGGGUGGCUCUGCCAGUCCCCGCGCGCUUGGGCGGCCGCACACGUGUCCAGGCGUCACGUCCGCGCGCGCCCCCGGGGCUUGCGUCAGCUGCCGUUCCAGGAGCAGCUGGGCCGGAGUUCUGCGCACCGCUCGGCUUCGGGGCCGCGACGCCGCCGGGAGGGCGCGGAGGGGUGUUCGGAACGCCGAGGGCCGCGGAGAUCGUCAGCGCGGUCCAGCUCCCUCGCCCGCCAGCGCGGGCCGUCUCUGUUGUUUGGUCCUGGGCUGGGCGCGGUGGCGUUGCCCCGGAGCCCGCCGCCCGCGGGGCGCGCACCGCCUUGACUCCGGCGUCCCCGCGGCAGGCAGGCGCCCGCAGUUCCAUGGUUGGUUCGGAGCGCGAUGAGCCGCCCGUCCUCCACCGGCCCCAGCGCUAACAAACCCUGCAGCAAGCAGCCGCCGCCGCAGCCCCAGCACGCUCCGUCCCCGGCUGCGCCCCCGGCCGCCGCCACCAUCUCGGCUGCGGGCCCCGGCUCGUCCGCGGUGCCCGCCGCGGCGGCGGUGAUCUCGGGCGCCGGCGGCGGCGGCGGGGCUGGCCCGGUGUCCCCGCAGCACCACGAGCUGACCUCGCUCUUCGAGUGCCCGGUCUGCUUUGACUAUGUCCUGCCCCCAAUCCUGCAGUGCCAGGCCGGGCACCUGGUGUGUAACCAAUGCCGCCAGAAGUUGAGCUGCUGCCCGACGUGCAGGGGCGCCCUGACGCCCAGCAUCAGGAAUCUGGCUAUGGAGAAGGUGGCCUCGGCAGUUCUGUUUCCCUGCAAGUAUGCCACCACGGGCUGUUCUCUGACCCUGCACCACACGGAGAAGCCGGAGCAUGAAGACAUCUGUGAAUACCGUCCCUACUCAUGCCCUUGUCCCGGUGCGUCCUGCAAAUGGCAGGGGUCCCUGGAAGCCGUGAUGUCCCAUCUCAUGCACGCCCACAAGAGCAUUACCACCCUUCAGGGAGAAGACAUCGUCUUUCUGGCCACAGACAUUAACCUGCCAGGGGCUGUCGACUGGGUGAUGAUGCAGUCAUGUUUCGGCCAUCACUUCAUGCUGGUUCUGGAGAAACAAGAGAAGUAUGAGGGCCACCAGCAGUUCUUUGCCAUCGUUUUGCUCAUCGGCACCCGCAAGCAGGCGGAGAACUUUGCCUACAGACUGGAGCUGAAUGGGAACCGGAGGAGACUGACCUGGGAGGCCACGCCCCGGUCCAUCCAUGACGGCGUGUCCGCGGCCAUCAUGAACAGCGACUGCCUGGUUUUUGACACGGCCAUAGCCCAUCUUUUUGCAGAUAAUGGGAACCUUGGAAUCAAUGUGACUAUUUCUACGUGUUGUCCGUGAUGCACCGAAAUUAUCUGGGCGUAGCACUCUUAUGUGUUAAUAAAGGUUUUUAUAGAGGUUUUAUUCACUAUGUCUUCACCAGUCAAGACCCACGGUUACCCCGUGUUCUGUUUAAACAGCAGUGUCCCAUCUGGCACCAGCCCAACGAAGUUCAUUAAACUGGGAUGGAUGGGAUUGGCCGGUUAGUCAUUUGGAGGUCACUCUGUGAUCCAAAAUCGACUUUAUUAAUUACAUUUUAUUUACUUCCCGCACCUGACCGGUGGCUCAGGCCCCUAGAGACCAGAACGUUAGGAGUUGGAGGCUCCUUCCUGCCUGCCUCCCUGUACCUGGUCCCUCCAAGCUGGCAACAGCACAGUGACUAUCGCCAGAUUCGUUGACUGUACUCUUAUCUCAUGUUUAGGGGGUAGGAAUGGUUUUUAACACAUUUUAAACAGUGUUUCUCAAACCAGAUGGCUAACCAGUAGGCGUAGAAUCACUUGCGUGCUCAGCUUCAACAUACAUUUGGGGGCACCUGCAAAUUUAACAAUCUCAUCAGGUGAUUCUCCUCAACAGUCACAUUUGAGACUCACUGGGUUAAACUGUGGAGAAGGGUCCAGAUUUUAAAGGUGCUCUAAGAUUGCCCUCUACUGAUACUGUCUGUCUUUCUACUAUUUCCUCCGCCCUGCCCCCCCCCCCGCCCCCCAGAUUAAACCUAGAAUUACAGAUCCCUGUGAACACACUCCUGAGAUUUGGUCACUCUCUUGUGUUCGGGGUGGGUUGCCUAGGGAAGCAAGUCAGAUGGCCGUCGAUAGUUCUCACGCAGUUUUUGCUCAUCACUAGUGCAGAUCACCUGUUUACACGUGGCUUCCCUCGGAGGCCCUUCUGGACUUAGUUGGUGAGAAAGACUAGAUCAGUAGAGUUGGAAAAGCUUUAUAACCAGUGUCAUAUGCUUGCUAUUUAAAGGUAUGUGUUGGGUUGGUUUUUUUGUUUGUUUUUUUGCCACAUUCACUUUAGUUUUUUAAUAAAUAUUUUCCAAAAAUGA
Molecule: messenger RNA, 2484 nt
Organism: Camelus dromedarius (Arabian camel)
Lineage: Eukaryota; Metazoa; Chordata; Mammalia; Artiodactyla; Camelidae
Gene: SIAH2
Product: siah E3 ubiquitin protein ligase 2
Exons: 2
Coding region: 489-1463 (324 amino acids)
Biological process (GO): multicellular organism development; proteasome-mediated ubiquitin-dependent protein catabolic process
Cellular component (GO): cytoplasm
Molecular function (GO): zinc ion binding; ubiquitin protein ligase activity; ubiquitin conjugating enzyme binding
Source: RefSeq, a predicted model, not a curated record